This is a messenger RNA of Elgaria multicarinata webbii, 5253 nucleotides long. RefSeq names its product centrosomal protein 170B (gene CEP170B). The record is from RefSeq and is a predicted model, not a curated record. Lineage: Eukaryota; Metazoa; Chordata; Lepidosauria; Squamata; Anguidae. Gene Ontology annotation, molecular function: protein binding. The coding region runs from base 205 to 5052 and encodes 1615 amino acids. The transcript is spliced from 19 exons.
AAGGAGCUCGGCCAGACGGGAGAUGUACGCCCGGGCGUAAGAGCAGCGCCCGGCCGGGGAGGCGAGAAGAGACCCUGCGCUACCGCCGCCGCCGCCCUGGAGCUUGGACCCGGCGGCCGGCACCUGGCGCAGCGCUGGAGGGCGGGGAGCUGGAGCCGCCGCUGCGGGCAGGGAUGGUGAAAAGCUGAAGUGCCAAACGCCAAAAUGAGUGUGACGUCGUGGUUCCUGGUGAGCAGUGCGGGCAUUCGCCACCGGCUCCCUCGGGAGAUGAUAUUUGUUGGUCGAGAAGACUGUGAACUAAUGCUCCAGUCUCGCAGUGUGGAUAAGCAGCACGCUGUCCUCAACUAUGACAAGGAGAAAGAUGAGCACUGGGUGAAGGAUUUGGGAAGCUUAAAUGGGACUUUUGUGAACGACGUACGGAUUCCCGACCAGAAAUACAUCACGCUAAAACUGAACGACGUGAUACGCUUCGGCUAUGAUGCCAACCUGUAUGUCUUAGAACAUAUCCAGCACAAGGUCCCAGAAGAAGCACUCAAGCAUGAGAAAUAUACCAGCCAACUUCAGAUGAGCUUUAAAGGCACAGCAAUGAAAAGGGCGGAGCAACCAAUGGAACAGGGUGGAGAUACUGAAUCGCCCCAAGCCAAGCUGGAAAAAGGCGAGAAGAAAGCAAUUCCAGAGACUACAACCACUUACCGCACACCUCUUUAUGGACAGCCAUCAUGGUGGGGAGAAGACGAUGCCAAUAAUAAGUUUGAGCCAAUGGAUGACCGGAGGCCAGAAGAACAGUAUUCAGAAAGAACGAAAGACCUAGCCCAACACGAAGAAGAAAUCAACGGCAACAUCACAGGCUACCGGGAUUCUCAAGGCGAGUCUGUCUACUCGUUCCGAAGGGAACCUAGCUACUUUGAAAUCCCAACGAAAGAAUUCCAGCAGCCACUGAAGUCCCCGGAGGCACAAGUCCACGAGAUCCCCACCAAAGACGUUGACGCGGCGGUGCUGCCGGUUGUGCACAGCCACGCAUCUUUUACCAUUGAGUUUGACGACUGCACCCCGGGUAAAAUCAAGAUAAAGGACCACGUCACCAAAUUUUCGCUCAGGCAGAGGCGGAACCUUGGCAAGGAAGCCGCUCACGGGGAAAUGAUCUCGGCGGAAAGCAAAGUGGCUGAUUGGCUGGUGCAGAACGACCCGAGUCUCAUGCGAAGGCAGUCCCCAGGAGAUGAUGUAUACAGUACGAAAAGCGACCUCCCAGUUCAUGUCAGGACACUGAAAGGCAACCGGCAUGAAGAUGGAACACAGAGCGACUCCGAAGACCCAGUAGCCCCAAAACCGGAGAAGGAGACGGCCAGCAACGACCAACUGGCUGAGCAAGCCAAGCUCCAGCGCCAGAUUCGCCGGGACCCCCAGGAAAUGCUCCACAACCAGCAGGCCUUUGUCAUAGAGUUUUUUGACGACGACACGCCUCGGAAGAAGAGAUCGCAGUCUUUCACGCACAGCGGUCACUCUGCCCAGAAUGACGUGGACCCCACCUUGAAGGCCAAGAUGGAGAAGCGCAAGGUGACCGUGCCUGCCGAGAAACCAGGGAGCGUGGUGCCCUCGCCACAUCCGCCCGCCGUCGGAACCAAAGGGCCGAGCAAUUCUUUCACCACCCCGAGAGCCGGUUCCUUUAAGAGGGAGAAGACGGAGGAGCGGAUCAGCUCUUCUACGUCCUCCACUCCAAGGACAGCUGUUAAAAAUCAUGGCAGCGUAGGGAGGAAGUCCAAAAUCGCUCAGGAUUUUGCCGCCGAGUGCUUACGGGAGAGCUCUCAAGCUGGAAAAACCAGCCCUGAGAAGCCACCUCCCUCGCCAGCGCCGCCCGCCCCACGGGUCGUCGUGGUGCCGUCCGCCCCGGAAGCGAUCCUGACGCCGGCUGUGGAUCCUAAGGUGGUCAAAGCUCGGAAACACGAGGAAGAGGACAGCUUGAGCGAAACGGGCACGUACACCAUUGAGACAGAGUCGCAAGAUAAAGAAGUAGAAGAAGCUCGGAAGAUGAUUGAUCAGGUUUUUGGUGUUUUGGAGUCCCCUGAAUUUUCCAGAAUGUCUUCGGCCUUCCGGCCUGUUAUAAAAGGUGAAAAAGAUGAACUGGGGCCCCAUCAUUUCAUCGGUGAAAACGGCUCAAGCCCAAAGGUGACAAUGAUGCAGGUCAUCGCUUCCAAAGUGGCCAGCGGACAUCAUGCAGAGAUGCAGUUACCGCCUGCAUCUCAAGGUGGACAGAAAUGGGUAUCCAGAUGGGCAAGCCUUGCAGAUUCCUAUACAGACUCUGGAUCUGCUGCUGGAGUGGCGGAUACCCACCAGCCAAGCCCCCUCUCUCAGGCUGGUACAGAAAAGGACUCCAGUUCCAGAAUGGGAGAACCUGAGAUGUCCAUGGUGUCACGGACGCGACGUCUUCUUCCUCCGCUUCCCCCAGGUGACAAAUCUGAAAGCCCGACACCAACCAUUUUAAUUUGUCAAGAGCCUUAUUCUGACGUUAUCCAGAGGAACGCUGGUCAUGACCACGGGGCAGAAAUAUACGUGGAUCCUACCAGCCGGCUUUUAAUUCAGGAAGACUUGGAUCCCGAUAGCCUCAGUGAUGCCAGCAAAUCUGACGACGGCUUCGGCUUGGAAAAAGGCAGGAAAAGCCACGACAGCGCCAAAAUGUCCGAGCAGGACCAGGCAAGGCCUGAAAAUCCAAAAUCCCAAAGUCGUCAGCACACAGUGCCUAGGCUAUCAGGUCUGAGAGCUUCAAGUGAUCCACUCUCGACAUCUUUCUAUAUUGGUGACGAGGAAGCGGAAGGAGGGUUUCCUUCUAAGCUUUCUUCAAGUACUUCUCCUUCUCGGACAGAGAAAGAAGAGGCCCCUUCCAAGGGUGGGAAACCAGCUGUCAAAGGCAUCAGCAACACCUACAUCAGCUCCAAUGGAAAAAUGGUUCUUUCGUUGCACCAGGGGCUUCCUCUUCCAGAACAAGAAGUUACAGCCACAAAAGAAAUGUCUUCUUUCGUUCGGCAGGAAAGCUUUACCAAAGAGAAAUCCAGCAGCAGUGUUCCUCAAAACAGGUUACCGCACAUUUCAAGUCAUCCUCUGCUUAAAGAUCUUGAAGUCACCCGAGCAAAUCGUAUGGACUAUAAUCCGGACACCCACCUCCUCCUUAAGGACACCGAAACGGCUCUUGCAGCAUUGGAAGCCAAAAUACUCUGCCAAAGUCAUCAUCUUGACGUUCCAGAAAACACUCCAGGGCAGUUAGAAGACUCCUUAUCUGGGGAUUCAGAUGUGGACACAGCCAGCACCGUCAGCUUGGUGAGCGGCAAAAACCUGCCCACCCACCCACCGAAGCGCAAAGCUGGGACGACCGUGCCAAAAGAGAAGUCCUCUCCUACGCCGACUGUCCAAGACCAGAGCGUUCAACCGAGCGCCCGCGAAAGGCUUUCGGAAAAACGGAAAACUCUUCCGCUCGAGGCCGGAAACAAAAGUGAAAAUGGGAAACGUUUCCAAGUCAAACGUAGCACAGGGACGGGUGGGUCUCUGGACUAUACUGACGACGAACGAGGUAGUAGCCUCCCAUAUAUGCCAGCGAGUGAGAUCGCCUCCUCCGACCAAGAGCAGACCACUUCGAGGACUAUCUCCAGAAAGAAGCCUUUUUCGCAGUCCACCAAAGAAGAACACAGCAAAGUGACAUCGACGGUGCAAAAGAUCCAACAGGUUCUCACCCGGUCAAAUAGUUUGUCUACUCCGAGGCCUACCAGAGCUUCAAAGCUUCGCCGGGCCCGCCUGGGUGAUACCUCGGAUAACGAGAGCGCCGAUACCGAGAAAACGGCGUCCCCUCACGAAGGAACAGCGGCAUCUUCCAAGCAACCCGUGGAGGCCAAGAAGUUAUCGAGGCUCGACAUCCUCGCCAUGCCAAGGAAACGGGCAGGAUCUUUCACCGUGCCAAGUGACUCUGAGAGUGCACCGCCACGGCCGGCGUUCUCUGGGCGCAGCGCAGAGUCGUAUUACUCCACCCGAAAGCCGCCCGUGUCAGAAGCCCGAAAUGCUGCUCGGAAAACGGCAGCCGCGGUUGCUGCCUCCAAGCAGCCUUUUAGUAGGACACGAUCCAGCAGUGUCAAAUAUUCCUCUUCUUCCACCACCCAGACGCCCAGGAACCGAGGCGCCGGGCUGAGUAAACAGAAGCACAGCAACAGCAAGGAGACAGAAGAUGAGGACUAUGACGAGCACGAUCCGUACAACUUUAUUGCACAGACGGCAGAGAUCGCAGAAAUAGCCAGACUGAGCCAGACCUUGGUGAAGGAUGUCGCGAUCCUUGCUCGAGAGAUUCAUGACGUUGCCGGCGAUGGAGACUCCCAGAGCUCUUCAGGAACGGGACCAAGCACCUCCCACAGUUCUGUGCCUAACACCCCUGCUUCUACCAUAUCCGCAAGGGAAGAGCUGGUGCAGCACAUACCAGAAGCCAGUCUGAACUACCAGAAGGUGCCUCCUGGUUCAACAGGAUUCCAUGAAUUUGACCAAAAUAUGAAUGACAGUCGAGAAGAGGAUCUCACGAGAAAAACAAGGACAAGAAACAGGGAAGAGGUAAUCUUUGACAACUUGAUGCUAAACCCAGUUUCCCAGUUAUCCCACACCAUCCGGGAAAACACGGAGAACCUGGCGGAGAAAAUGAAAAUUCUGUUCCAGAAUACUGAGCGGACAUGGGAGGAGAUGGAGGCCAAAAUUAAUUCUGAAAACGAAGUGCCAAUUUUAAAGACCUCGAACAAGGAAAUUAGCUCGAUUCUGAAGGAGCUACGCAGAGUCCAGAAACAACUUGAAGUUAUAAACGCCAUCAUUGACCCAAGCGGAAACUUGGAUCUGCUCGCCAAUAACAAAACGCCUUCUGCUACGCCACAGUCUGCAGCCGCUAAAGUCAGGACUGCUAACAACAUUUCUGGGGCCGUGUUGGAAGCUUUGUCCCCUGUCAAGAAAAGAAAUUGCGCACAGAAAUCAAACUUUGGUUCUACCAGCCUGCAGGAUACUCCCUUUGUUCCGGACGGGGAGAAAUACGUGAUCUAACAGCAUAUUUUCUAUUGCUUAUCCUCUUGUAUGUAAUUUACCGUGGCGUUAGUAUUGUGUACGAGUGGUUGUGGGCAAGUCCGCGUGGAGCAGUUGUUUAGAUUGCUAACACAUUGCACAAAAGAAAAGAAAAAUAAGGUACAAUCUAUGCUGUGUGUGGGUUGAGUGGCAGGCCUAUGCAGAUACCUUUUGAGAAGACAG